CGUAUAUGUAGGUACGAAGUACAUUAUGUACUUUGUACAGGUGUCAGCUGCUACGUCAAUUAUUGGAUCCAGCUGUCCUUCUUUCUGUCCUUUAUGUACAACUCAGCUCAUCCCUGCAUAUUUCUUCUACUUCUACAUCUUUUCAUCGCACAGCAGCUAUCUAACUUGACAUUACAUAUUCACACCAAACACUCAAGUCAAGUCUAGCCUUAACAAUGACGGAGGGUCUCCAGGUUACAGACGACCCAGCGGCAGCGCGAGCCGCAGAGCAAGCACGCCUGCGCAAGGAACGCCGAGAAGCUAAGAUCAAAGCUGGAGGAGCCGCACGCCUGAACAAGAUCACAGGACUAGGAGGAGGCGUACAACGAGAUCCAGUACCACAGCCGUCGUCAGAAACGGACACGCCACAAGAAACCUCAACUACAUCGACGCCAACCACGAAACCCACCCAAGCCUCAGAACAGCAUGGAGACCCGGAUGAAGUCGACAUAUCGCAGCACUACUACGAGCCGAACACAACCGCCCGCCCGCCCCCAAGCGCCACUCCACCCAACGACAUAUCCGAAGCUCAACUACGGCAGAUGAUUCUCGGCCUCGAUCGCCAAUCCUCCGCCACCCCACCACAACCGGGCCGGAACCCGCUCGACGGCCCCUUACCGCGGGUCCCCGGCGCGGAGGGCCCAGAUGAAGACCCCAUGAUGAAGAUGCUCUCUCAAAUGAUGGGCGGCAGCAUGCCCGGCGGCGCAGGCGGUAACCCCUUCGCCGGGACACCUAUGGAGAGCCUCCUCGGCAGCCUAGGCGGGCAAAUCCCCGGCGCCGGCGGCCCCGGUACCCCCACGCAAGCCGCACAGCAACAACCCCCCGCCGACAAGAGCGCCAACAUCUGGCGCAUCCUGCACGCCGUCUUUGCGCUCGGCCUCGGCCUCUACGUCGCGCUAUCCACCACCUUCUCCGGCACGCUCGCGGAGCGCGAGCGCUCGGCCGUCAACAACAACAACAACGGCGCGGGCGCGGAGAAGACAACAACAGACAGCGUAGAGCGCGCGCGCGCGUACUUCUUCGCCGUGUUCGCGUCGGUCGAGGCCCUGCUGCUGACGACGCGGUAUUUCCUGGACAAGGGCCGCGAUGCGCCCAACAAGGGCUGGAUGUGGACUGCGAGCGGGUUUUUGCCGGGGCGCGCGAGGGCGUAUGCGCAGCAUGCGCUGCGCUACGGGCAGAUGUUGAGCACGGUGAGGAGUGAUGCGUUGGUUUGUGUUUUUGUGUUGGGGGUUUGUUCGUGGUUGAGAUCGCGAGGGUGAGGUUUGUUGGUUGUCUGGUCGCUGGAUGGUGAUGGUGAUUAUGAUUAUGGGAUAGAUGAUGAGAACUGGGCAUUAUGCGCGGUGGAUAAUAAUAAUAUGACAUGAUGUUAUAUGCGGAAGGACGCGGAAGCAGUAUCAACUGGCUCCUUUAAAUGGUGACGCUGGGUUGUUAUCAUGGUAAAGUAAAGCCUAUUUGUUUCCUCCGUCGAGGUUACGGUGUUUGAUCCUACUUUAGAUAUUGUAUCGAACAAUGCACACAGUGAUUUCUACAUCUAUAUAAUACUGCUUCGUUGGUUACCGGAUGGUCAGUAUAUUAUUUCAGCUUUGUACGCCUCGCGAGACUGGGUUGUUUAGAGAAGUUAGGUCAUCCACUGUGUAGAAUAUCCCCUUGAAGGAGAAGUAGAUGGGGAUGGGAUGGUAAAUUCAAAGUUGCUAGGUUAGGUGCCGUAGUCUUCUUUCGUUAAUAUGACUUGAAUCUCAAGAUGAACUUCAACGAACUAGGUGGCUAAGUGGUACAAUGGUGAUUCAGAGGUAUUUUCGGUAUCCUUCAUCCCGACUUUGAACUUCUUGCCAAGUAAAGUGUUUUUUGUCCUCGCCUUUCUAUUCAU
This is a messenger RNA of Daldinia vernicosa, 1906 nucleotides long. RefSeq lists its product as uncharacterized. The coding region runs from base 216 to 1298 and encodes 360 amino acids. The record is from RefSeq and is a predicted model, not a curated record. Lineage: Eukaryota; Fungi; Ascomycota; Sordariomycetes; Xylariales; Hypoxylaceae. Gene Ontology annotation, biological process: retrograde vesicle-mediated transport, Golgi to endoplasmic reticulum. The transcript is spliced from 2 exons.